CAAACUUACUACUCUGUUCCCCCAGUAAAACUGAAUCCAAGAUCUGGGAUUGUAAUCAUGCAAUUCUCUUUUCAAUGCUAAUCUUCCUAGGGUUUCUUCUCAGGUGAUCCUACGAAUUAUGCUUUGUUUCUUGAAAUUCUUCUUCUUCUUUCUCCCGAUUUGGCUCUUUCCUCACUGCUCUAAUGGCCGCAUCUUCACCUUCAAGAUGCACCACCGAUUCUCUGAUUCAUUCAAGAACUGGGCUGAUUCCGCUAAUAAUCACUUCCCAGUAGGAAAAUGGCCAUCCAAGGCAAGUUUCGAGUACUACGCAGAGUUGGCCCACCGUGAUCAGAUUCUACGUGGCCGGAAACUCUCCAAUCUAGACGCGCCGCUCGCUUUCUCAGACGGGAAUUCCACUUUUAAAAUUAGCUCUUUGGGAUUUUUGCAUUACACGACGGUGGAAUUGGGUACGCCAGGAGUAAAGUUUAUGGUGGCGCUUGAUACGGGAAGUGAUCUGUUUUGGGUGCCUUGCGAUUGCAGCAAAUGUGCGCCUACUCAGGGCGCUGCUUAUGCUUCUGAUUUUGAGCUUAGCAUAUACAACCCCAAAAAAUCAUCAACACGCAAAAGGGUCACCUGCAACAACAAUUUGUGCAUGCACCGUAAUCGAUGCCUUGGAACAUUCAGCAGUUGCCCAUACAUGGUCUCUUACGUCUCUGCUCAAACUUCUACUUCUGGAAUUUUGGUAGAGGAUGUUCUGCACUUAAGAACUGAAGACAGUGAUCCAGAAUUUGUCAAAGCAUAUAUCACAUUUGGUUGUGGACAGGUUCAGAGUGGUUCAUUUCUGAACACUGCAGCUCCCAAUGGUUUAUUUGGGCUCGGCAUGGAGCAGAUUUCAGUUCCUAGCAUUUUAUCUAGGCAAGGUUUAGCAGCUGAUUCUUUCUCCAUGUGUUUUGGAUCUGAUGGAGUUGGAAGGAUCAGUUUUGGGGACAAAGGCAGUCCUGACCAAAAUGAGACCCCAUUCAAUCUGAAUCCAUCACAGCCAACCUAUAAUAUUACUGUGACUCAAAUUCGAGUAGGGACAACAUUAGUGGAUGCUGAUUUCACAGCUCUUUUUGAUUCUGGGACCUCCUUUACAUACUUGGUUGACCCAGCCUAUGCAACUGUUUCAGAGAACUUCCAUUCACAGGCAAAAGACAGGCUUCGUCCGCCUGAUCCCAGGAUCCCCUUUGAAUAUUGUUAUGAUAUGAGUCCUGAUGCAAAUGCCAGUCUGAUACCGAGCAUGAGAUUAACCAUGAAAGGAGGAAGCCAUUUUGCUGUAUCUGAUCCAAUAGUUGUCAUAUCCACUCUGAGUGAACUUGUAUAUUGCUUGGCUGUUGUCAAGAGUACUGAACUCAAUAUAAUUGGACAAAACUUUAUGACUGGCUACCGUGUUGUAUUUGAUCGAGAAAAACUUGUCUUGGGAUGGAAAAAGACUAAUUGUUAUGACAUUGAGGAUUAUGACAAGUUCCCAAUAGAAUCACAUGCUUCCAGCGUGCCUCCUGCUGUUGCUGCUGGACUUGGUAACUAUUCUAGUCCUCAAUCAACAAAAGAGGGCAGGAGUAACUCUCAUAGUUCAGCUGCAUCACCAUAUGACUAUACUAAUUCUUAUUCUGUAAUUAGCUUUAUAUUCUUCUUCGCAUUAUACAAUUUAUUGUAGCCUAUUCUAUUCUACGGUCAUUCAUUUAGCGGGACAGUUGAUGGUAGUUCCAGAUCCCUAAAAAUAUAAUCUUCCUGUAUCCUAGUUAUACAAGAAUUUUGUAGUCUUUUGUUCCUUUCCUCAUUCACUGGUAAACAAAAAAGAUUGAUCCCACCUGUGGAUAUAGUGCACAUUCGGCAUACAUCAUUCUGUAAUUUCUUAUUGUACAUCAGAUGUAGCAAUUUUUCAUUGAUACCAGCGUA
Molecule: messenger RNA, 1917 nt
Organism: Hevea brasiliensis (rubber tree)
Lineage: Eukaryota; Viridiplantae; Streptophyta; Magnoliopsida; Malpighiales; Euphorbiaceae
Product: aspartyl protease family protein 1
Exons: 10
Coding region: 119-1675 (518 amino acids)
Biological process (GO): proteolysis
Molecular function (GO): aspartic-type endopeptidase activity
Source: RefSeq, a predicted model, not a curated record